Megachile rotundata (alfalfa leafcutting bee) is the source of this 7028-nucleotide messenger RNA. RefSeq lists its product as uncharacterized. The record is from RefSeq and is a predicted model, not a curated record. Gene Ontology annotation, cellular component: cilium; cytoplasmic microtubule. Gene Ontology annotation, molecular function: microtubule binding. Lineage: Eukaryota; Metazoa; Arthropoda; Insecta; Hymenoptera; Megachilidae. Gene Ontology annotation, biological process: microtubule cytoskeleton organization.
UGAACAUCGUACCGGGAUAUUCUUCCGGUUGUCGCGCCGUUUGUUAUGAAAUGUGCAUUCAUAACGAAAUGACAAACCUGAUAUGCCGUACAGUGAACAGUUUCUCAAAAGCGGAAACAGUGAAAUAUGUUCUCGUGAAAUUAAUGAAUUUUCUUGUCGCCUUUGUACGAAGACAACAGGUGGUUAAUUCAACAACUGAAACCGGAAAUCAGAUGCGUCAGGAGCUUGCCGGUUUGUCCUCGCGUGACUCGAUGAACGAACAGGAGCUGGCAACACGAUUCUUAAGGAAGACAAUGAAGGACCUACGAUUCCCAAGGGACGAGACGUAGGGUGGUAUGUCCGAGUGCUUCGAGUUCUCGUCAUCUAUGACAGGAUCGACGAAUUCGGGGCCUCUGCAGCCCCCAAAGGAUUCUUCGGCUCUUUCUGCUCGUUCCUCGCCUUUCGAUUUUUAUUCGACUUCCAAGAGUCCAGUUCACAAUCAUCGUCAGCGACUCCCUCGAAAGAUGACAUUGGCUUCACCCAAUGGACAACCCAUACAACUUACUCCUCUGUGGGAGCACGUGGUACGAACUCGAAAGUUCCCAAGCGAGGUCGACACGCGUCUUACGUUCUUAGAAAUAUCGGAGAGACUGCGUGAUCCGGAAUGGGAGGUGCGUCAGCAUGCUCUUCGUGUGCUUAUAGACGUGUUACCGACUCUGAAUGCUGAUAUCGUGGACAAGGUCAUGCAACCAGUGGUACCAGAGCUGGUCAAUAAUUUGGGCCACCCAGCGCCCGCUGUUCGCAAAGGGGCUCUCGACGCUCUACGAGUUUUUCUCAUUCAUAGUCGCGACAGAGAAAACACUAUCAAAAGGAUUCUUCAGGAUGGCUUAAACCGUUCCGAGGUGUGCGACUCGUUCCAGACGAACGUCACCACCGGUGUGAUCCUGAGCGUGCCAUCGUUGCUGUUUCCAUCGACGAGCAGUCCAUCACCGACUCCUCAGCUCGUCAAGGACGCGACGAUAGCUUUGGCCUCGCGUCUGGCUCAGGUGCCUCAUCAGGAAGCUGUUCUGAAAUCCCUCACCAAAAUCCGCGAUGCAGUGGGCACGGAAACCUUCGAGAGCUACGUGGAGGACUACGACAACAAGCUGAAGAAGAACAUCGAGAUUCUGUCGAAGAUAUACAAUAUAAAGUCUAAUAAAAAGACGCAGAAGAAGAACAGCGAUCUGAAGAGCACCGAGAAGGAAACGGAGAGCAAGCAACAGGACCAGAAGUGGGAUAGUGAUAGCGACACGUCGGGCAUAGCCGAAGAAGAGGACGAAGUGAAUCCUGCGACCAUGUCAGCAGCUAGAGUGGUGCUGGAGACUGAAAUUAAAUUCAACGAAGAGACGGCUAUCACGAUGACCAUCCUCGAAGAGAAGGAAGAUAGCGAGAAGGAGCAGGACGAAGAGAGCGGAACGGAUGUGAGAAACGACGCGUCUCCUGAUAGACGAAAGACGCCACGAAGGGUACACUUUGGCGGUGAAAUAGUGAAAUUGAGAACUCCUGACAGUGAUGAGACUGAGUCCAUUGAGACGACCCCGAAGACCAGGAUACCUGUUCCUGUUUCUCCAGCGACGAAGAUGCCUAACGCGAGGCAAAGACCAUCUUCGCAACCCUGUAGUCCUCGAAGGGAGGCUGGGAAAUUGAAGAGACCAUCUAGAUCGGUCUCUAACAGUCCUAAGAGAGAAGUGUAUACGCAUAACGCGGAACUGAGUCCUAAGAAGAGUAUCCUUGCCAGGACUAGUAGUCCUUUGUUGAUUAAGAAAUCCAUGGAACAGUCGAAGAGGAAGAAGAGCAAUAAGCAUACUGAAGCAAACGGGGAUAAUAAGAAUCCUCCUAGGGUCACUGCAGUUACUGUGAAACCUGAGGACGUUAAAACGGAGGAAGUUAUUUUAGUUCAGAGCGAUCCAAGUUCCAAUAACACAAGUGAUAAAAGUCUGAUGAAAAUUGUAAAACAGGAUGAAAAUGAAGAAGAAAAUGAUUUAGAAGAUUCUGACAGCAAGGUUACAGAGGUAGUUAAAGAAGAGAAGAUUUUGGAAAAUGGGAAAAGAAGUUUGGAAGAGACACACGUGACGACGGAGAGUAUUCAGAAAGUGGAUUCGUUAUUUGGUUCGCCGAUUAGAUACAACGAAACAGAAGAGGAUCGUGAUGAAGUUAACGAAGAUGAAAUUGCGGAAAGAGUUGGUGGUAAUUCGAAGAGUUGUACGACGACCGGUUCAAAGCACGAUAACGUUGAUCGUAGGUCGUUGAGAAACGUGGACUGUGAACGAACGUCGAGGGGUGAUCGCGAUAAAGCUACGCCUAGUGUGAUCGAGAAAAAUGGAAAUGAUGUUGGCGAGGUGGAAGUUAAAUCCGAAGAACCCAGCUGGGAGGAAUUAGGAUUGGUCGAUCAAGAAGUGCUAGAGGAUUUACAUAAUAAGGAGGAUUGGCGAGCUCGUGUCAGGGGUCUGGAAAGAGUAGCAUCGGCUUUGCGAACGUCUUCUGCGCUGAUCGCGAUAGAGCCACGAUUAGGAUCUCUUUUGCAUGCGGUGCUGGGCUGCGAAAGGAGCUGUCGAGUAGCGGCUGCAGGCUUGGCUGUGGCAAAGGUAGUCGUAGCUGGGGUGAGCGAGGAGGCACUGAAGAAACAACUACCACAAUUAGCUUGGGGCUUGGCAAGACACGGAGGACCCUGUGCGACCCAAUUGGCUAGGAUCACGAUGCUCAGGCUGAGACCUGCUCUUCUUCUGGAACAGCUUCUGCAGCCGCAGUGUCUGAAUGCUAGGAACGCCAAGACCAGAGAAAACACGUUGCAGUUGUUAAUUUUUUCGUUGGUAACGUUUCCAAGCACGGAAUUCAAAGUGGACACGGUAGCUAGCAAAGUGGCUAAAAUGGUAAAGGAUAGACGACGAAGAGUGCGGCAAGCUGCACUCGACACUUUGGCUGUUCUGGCACAGAUUUAUGAACCUGAGGAAGUAUUGGCAGCAGGCAAACGAGCAUCAGAAGGUUACCACGAUGCAGAAGCAAUGAUGUCAGCAAUUAGAGCUCGCCUAGCUCGGAAAUCAUUACCCUUAGUCUCUGCUGAUGGUCUUGUUAUGUAUGGUUUGCAGAUUUCGCCCACUGUGCAAAUAGCUACAGGACCCGAUGUCGAUUGGAUUGUAGCCGGAAGUGGUUCGUUUUCACCCAGUGUAGGGCGUACCAAAAGCCAAAUUAUAGCCACGACAUCCGGAAAAGAAAGAUUUGCAAGGAAUGAGAAUAACUUGGAAAGUCCAUGGAUUGACAGACCAAAUUUCGUUGCGCUCGGAGUUGGUAUGCGGUCGAAAACAGACCAACCUGUAGUUUGGCAAAUGGUUCCUACACAUAGUCAGGAUAUUCGAUGCGAGGAUGAAGUGAACUUAUUGCACACAACCAGGGGUGCAGCUACAGAUAUUCGUAAUGGUGAUAGUCUCAAUUUGGAUAUAAAAUUGAGAAAUCAAUCGAGAAUUCCAGGGUUUGCGAGAGAGUCCGCGAGUUAUCGCAACAUCAUCGAAGAUAAAUUUGAUCGGAGGGAUAACGAUAACAAAACAGAAUCCAGAAUUCCUGUACUCUAUAUUCGCGAUCGUGCAGCAAAAAUGAACUACAAUCAGGAUAAAUCUAAUUCCGAAACUAAUUCGAAGAGAAGAUUCAAAAGCAGUGUAGAAAACAGUUCUGAGGAAGAAAAUUUUAGAAAUUGUGGAACUAUGAAUUAUCGAAGAAGAAAAGAUCAACAAGAAAAUAGCACAAAUAUGAAUUACGAUAAUUACCGUUCGUCGAAGAAUCUAAAUAACGCGAGCACAGAAUACAGUGGUGUUUUGGAAACUUCGAGUCAGGAAUUAUCGAAUGUUAAUCCUAGGAUACAUCCAAAAUAUGUCGAAAGAGAUAAAUCGUGCCGAAAAUCUGAUAAAUCUAAGUGCAGUUGUUCGAGUUCUAUAGAAAGUCCUCAGCCUUCACUGUCGAAAAAUGUUCAACAAUCAUUUGUAAUGCACAAUAUGUACAACACGGGUUCACACAGGGAAGACCGGUUCGCGGAUGAAAAUUCUUUUCGACCAUUGCAAACUACCCCCACGCCAUUACCAUAUGGUUACAAUACUAUGGAUUUUAAUCAAAGAACUGAUGAAAAUGACACUAACAUCUCUCGAGCAAAAUUUCAUCGUAGGACGAAAGAUGCAGCUGCUCAAAAAAUUACCGACGUCCAAGUAUCUUCAUCGGAUGCUCAGACCGGCGAAUAUUUCCCUGCAAUAUCUUCCGGCGCACCUUCCAGAAGAAGAUUACGUUCUAUCUCUCCAUCGCAAAUGUACCAACGCCAACAGUUCGUUAAAAUAUAUGAUAUAGAUAAGACGGUGAACGAGGAAGAGUACAACGAAAAGAACAAACACCACUUUUUAUCGGAAGAUGCUUAUAGGGUGCCGCAAGUGAAUGCAACUGAAACACAGUCCGAAGGAGAUGACUACGAACAUUCGUCGUCGGAUGCGUUAGAGAAUAAUCAAGAAGAUGUUGAACAAGAUGUGCAAGACACGCAGGACGACAGUGACAUCGGAUCAUCCGGUUCUGACAGACAAAAUGUGGACACCGCGUUUGAUGUCAUCACUGUUCAAUCUAGCCCUCCUGGUCGAGACACUGUUGACUUUGUUAUUUCAUUGGACCAAACAGCGGAAGCAGCAGAAGCAAUUGUCACAUCGAACGAGGAUGAACCAUCGAAAGAUUGGAGCAGUGACGAGCGAGAAAUCUUGCAGGAUGAGAAACGAACUUCAUCUAGACAAUCGGAGUUUCGCGAAGAUAAUCAGAAUGAAAGCGAACUUAGCACUUCCGAUGAAGCUGAAAGGACGGAUGAAUUAUCGAACGUUCGAAGAAGAUCCAUCGUAUCCAUCAUAUCAAAUGAACGAAUGUUAACGAACGAGAGCUUGCAAACUUCUAGCGAUAUUCUACAUUCAGACUUUCAAGAUGCGAAGACGUCGCCUUUGAGAAGAUCGGUCAGCCCUAAAAAAUCGAGUCGGUCAUCAAGCCGUAAUUCGAACGACUUCGAAGUAAUGAAGUCACCGAGACGAAAUUCUCGUAGUAGUUCGCGUAAAUUGAGUUUUGACUUGGGAGAUAAGGAUACCGAAGAAUCCAGCGAAGAAAGAGUGGCUUCUCCCGAAGAACAAAAUGAUACUUUUCAAGCAGUGGAAACUAGUCAGUCUCGCAGAGGAUCUAAAACAGGAGAAUCACCAACAAUCAUUAUUGCCUCCAGACCUCAUUCUUCGACGGAUAUUUCUAAUUACUCUGAAAAUCAUUCGGAAACGGCGGUUCAAAUAACAGAAAAUAAUAAUAAUGCUCUCAGGUUUGUUAAUGAGUCUAACGAGAAUAAUAAUUUAGAAGAUGGACAGAGUAGAGAUAGUUCCAGUGAAACAAAUACGGAGCCAGGAAUUUUAAAAAUCGAGAGUCAAACCGGGGAACCUAUCAAUUUAUCCAAAAGAAUCGUGUCCAAAGUUCCUCGCGUCACAGGAAGAAGUCGAGGCAUUUCGACUAAGCGAAACUCGAAUAAGCCUGAGAAAAUGAAACCGAUAGUUCAACAAUGUUUCACUCAACUCGAGAGUAAAGACUGGGAGGUAACGAUGAAAGGUUUGAAAACGUUAUCUCAACUUGCGAAGCAACAACCUGAGUACUUGGAUGUAUGCGCAACUGCUACUAUAUGUCGUCUUAUAGGCCAACAAAUUAAAAGUCUUCGAUCACAGGUCGCACGAAACGCAUGUUUAGCCGCUGGCGAUUUAUUCAGUUCACAGAUUCGUGGCUUAGAUCAGGAUUUUGAAGAUAUAGCUGAGCCAUUGCUUCACAGAACGGCAGACACGAAUCGAUUCCUUCGUGCGGAUAGCAACGCAGCUUUGGAUCGAAUGAUCGAACAUCUUCCACCUCACAAAACGAUUGGCGUAAUCGUUCAACGCGGCGCAAGUCAUCAAAAUGCUAUUGUAAGAGCUGCAACGGCUAGAUUACUGGCAUCGAUAGUCGAUCGAAUAGGGUCUGAACACACAAUGAUUUUGCCAAAGGAUGUCAAGGAUAAGCUGCUUAGUGCAGGGGCUAAACUACUAAUGGAUGGAAAUCUAGAUGCUAGAAACUAUGCAAAGAAGAUGUUCAGACGCCUUGUGCAUUGUGAAGGGUUUCAAAAAGCAUUAACAGAUGCAGUACCAGACAACACCUUGAGACACAUCGACAAAACCUUGAAAACUCUUUAAUGGUUCUAUGAAACAUCAUGCAAUAUCUUGCACAUCUCUUUUUACCAACUGGAUUUUAUCCAUAUAACAAGACUGUCUUUGCAAACAUAAAAGAACUAUUUAUUCGAAUUCAGUACAGUGUUUUGAUAAAGAUCUAUGUGCAUGGAAAAAAUCCUUAGCAAAGGAGUUGUAUGUAAAAAGAAUUGACAUGUAGAUCAAGUAAUAUUUAUUUGUACGUGGAACCAUGUUUUCUUCCUUGAAUCUAAUAUUAUGUUCAGCCAUGAAAGAGAAAAGGAAGCAUUAUUGAAACAUGACUGAUAAUGUCCUUCGACAUUUCACAUUUUGAUACUAUGAUGUACUUGGUACAUUUCAUUUUUAUACGAUUGUAUAGGUGGCACACUCAUAUUGCAAUAGGACUAGUUUAUUUACAUAAUGUGAAUUAUUACUAUUUUUUAUUUUUUUGUAAUCAAUGUUAUAUUUUAAUAGAACUAUGAUGAGACUAGGAAAGAUUUCAGUUUGGUAGAUAGAAUACGAUUUAUAAUAUUUUUACUUGACCAAAUUGUUUUUAUUUGAUAAAUAAAAAAUUCAUAGUGUGUAAAUAAUUCUCAUUCCACUUUGCAAGCAAUGCUUCAUAACAAUGAAAUUUAGCGCGAGAAUGUUUUUAAAUAUGAAAAGAAGAGAAAUUUAACAUCGUUACAGAUUAUUAUAUUGUCUGUUAUGCAUCAAUUUCAAUUUGAUAUAACUUUAAGUCAACAAUGAUUGCUUUUGAUGACACUUGUAUUUAAAAUUUUAGUGCCUUGUAAAAUUUAAAGAGUUUACUGCUAUUGAGAA